Molecule: messenger RNA, 1062 nt
Organism: Protopolystoma xenopodis
Lineage: Eukaryota; Metazoa; Platyhelminthes; Monogenea; Polystomatidea; Polystomatidae
Source: the annotation of a GenBank genome assembly
AUGGCACAAUGUGAUGUGAACUCUGUCGGGCAGAAAGUGAAAAUGUCUUCAUCUCCCGCCAAAAUUCACAUCAAUGAGGAGGAAUGGCUCCAGUUGCUGGGCCACCUGACUCCAGGUAGCAUGACCAGCCUGCAGGAGACUUUGAAACGGCUCCAGACGACGGCCACGAACGGCGCCAUCAUGGCCGGAGGGGAACCGGGCGUGUUGUUGAGCUGCGCCGAAGAGGCGGCCACCCUCAAGGCCACCUUGCCCGUCGUCUCUUUGUCCAAAGGAAUUAUCCUCGACUCGAGUUCACCAUCGCCGAGCAUCGUUGGCCAGUCCUCGGCCGCCUCCAGCCCCGCCGCCCUCUUCCACUUGCAUGCCUCGGCCGCCUCGGCCGCCUCGGCUACCUCAAGCGUCCUCAAUACCAGCAACUUCUCUCUCCCCCUGUUCACUUGCCUCGCCAGCAACCCGGCCGACGGCCUGGCCAAGGCGCCCGGCCCUCUCCAGUCUCCCUCCUAUCAGUUGUCCCCACUCCUCGGCAUUUCUAACACCACCGGCCCCUGUAUCUAUUCCGCGGUGCCCAGCUUGUCGGCUCCGGCUGGCCUGACUGCCAUGAGCCCCCUGGGCGUGGGCAAGCAGCCGGCCGCCAUUUUGCUCGCCCUCGCGCCGCCCGCCAACUCGGGCAUGCCGGCAGGCAUCGCGGCACAGCCGGGCAAUGCGAACGCGGCCCUCGGCAGCCUGAAUGUCUCCCUCGCCUCCUUCAAGCCGCCUCCGCCGCCACACACGCCCGGCCUCCUCAUCAACGAGGCCUGCCUGUUGCCGACUGCCGGUCUCGGCUCUGCCCUCAGCCUUGGCCGUCACUUCACUCGGGCUGGGGCGGCCGGUGGGCCCGUCAGCGAGCCACUGCAGCCCGCCGAGGACUUCUUCCCUGACUCCUUGACGGUUCUGCCGGGCGGAAUUUCCGGGCCCGGACUCAGCGUCGCCGAGUUUAACAGCCUGGCCGCUGCGGCUGUCAUUUCUAACAUUGCUGGCGCGAGCUCAGCCUCCCUGCCGGCCUCGCUCAGUUUGGCCAGCUAUCCU